AUAAGUUUACAAGCCGAGUCAGUCUGCUGGCGUCUUGGGCCAUGGACUACUGACCAGAUCUCAAGAGGACACAGACAUGAAGGCCCUAUCCGUGGCUAUUUUCCUACUGGCGGCCAGUUUCCUACGAACCGUCCAUGGAGUGCUCUCCGUCAACGCAACCCCUGCUUUCAUCAAACCAUGCAGGAAAGACGACCCAGAUAUCAACGGGUGCCUCAAACACGCUUUCGACCAUCUCAGGCCGUAUCUUUCCAAAGGGAUACCCGAGAUAAAACUGCAGUCCAUCGAGCCUUUGAAAAUACCCAAGAUGACAAUGGACAACGGCAACGGGGCCGUGAGAGUGAGAGCGCAGUUCAACAACAUCACAGUCUACGGGGCGACCAACUACACCAUUAUAGACGUCAAGGGUAAUGUGACAUCUUACAAGUUGGAUCUCACCCUCGGGAUUCCGAGGAUAGAAGUGACUGGGAGUUACGACGUCAAUGGGAACGUCCUGCUCUUCCCAGUCAGAAGCCGGGGUGAUUUCUGGGCCAUGUUUUCUAACAUCACCGGCGUCGGUAAGAUUUACGGGAAGGAGGUUGUCAAGAGCGGAAUCAAGUUCAUGAAGACGGAGAAACUCCUUGUCGAUUUUAAAUUGGCCAGGUCCAGGUUCAGGAUCCGCGACCACUUAAACGGAAACAACGUAAUAGGUGAGGCGAUGAACCAAUUUUUGAACCAGAACGCCAACGAGAUUAUAGAAGAGAUGAAGCCAGCCGCUGCAGCUGCGAUCGGAAAGCACUUCAAAGCAUUUCUGAACGGAGCCUUCCUUCAAGUGCCGAUCCCGGUCUGGCUCAAGGAGUGAUAUUCAGCCCGUCCGGCGUAAUACAGCCCUUUGAAAGAAAUGAGACGAAAGGAAAGUACGUACAGCUCAAGUGAUUUUCCUUUGUGAUUUGAAACUGUGGGCUUUAGACGACCCCACCUAACAGACUGUGCACUGGCUACAUCACAAUUAUUUAUUUCAGUAAAUAUUAUUUUAAUAUCUAAGAUACCGGUGUUGAGAUUGUCACAGAAAAUAGAUAUCUUGAAAUUAGACAUGUACAAAGAUUUUUUUCACUCGAUGAUUGUUGUGAUACAAAUUGUGUUUAAAAAUAUUUAAAAGUAUAAAUUUUUAGCUAUUAGAUAAAUUUAAUCUGAUCUAAAAAAUUAUCUGAAUAUAAAAUGAGACCAAAUAUUAAUAGUUAAUUUAAUAAGAAGGACAAAUUGAAUGAAAAAUAUCUAUAAAUGUUGCAGGUUUGAUAGUCAAACCUUUUGUAAAUAUUUUAAAUAAUUGUUUAAUUGU
This is a messenger RNA of Cimex lectularius (bed bug), 1315 nucleotides long. RefSeq names its product circadian clock-controlled protein-like. The record is from RefSeq and is a predicted model, not a curated record. The transcript has 6 exons. Lineage: Eukaryota; Metazoa; Arthropoda; Insecta; Hemiptera; Cimicidae. Bases 77 to 838 code for a protein of 253 amino acids.